Messenger RNA from Oppiella nova, 762 nucleotides. The record is from the annotation of a GenBank genome assembly. Lineage: Eukaryota; Metazoa; Arthropoda; Arachnida; Sarcoptiformes; Oppiidae.
AUGGAUUCAGAUUCGGCGGACAAAUUACUACCAAAACAUGAAUACAUAGAAUCGGUGCACAAAUCACAAAAGUUUUUGUCGCUCAGGUUUUUCGUGUCGUUUGUGUCACUACUUGGUUGUGCUGUCAUGUAUAUGACCAGGGUCAAUAUCAAUGUGGCCAUCGUCGAUAUGGUGAUUAGUGUACCGCAAAACAGUGCCAAUGAUCCUCUCAAAAAUAUAUCAUCACUUCAUUCUGAUGAAUGUCCGGCUGAUGUUGUCAGUGAUGGCAAAGUCUCAAUUGUAGGAGUGUUUGACUGGUCUCCACCCACCCAGGGAAUUGUACUUGGUGCUUUCUAUUAUGGGUAUGUUUGGCCGCAAAUAAUAGGUGGCCGACUGUCAGAACUAUAUGGCGCCAAAUAUAUGAUCGGAACCUCAAUAUUCAUAUCGGGAUUCAUCAAUCUGUUGACGCCAUUCAUAAUUCACUGGCAUUUCUAUUUAUUCAUUGCAUCCAGAGUUGUGUUGGGAUUAGUUCAGGGCAUACUAUUCCCAUCAUUCAUGGUAUUGAUGUCCAAAUGGAUCCCACCUGAAGAGCACAGCACUUUCAUACCCUGGUUGGAUGUCGGCUGCACUGUCGGCACAAUUGUCUGCUCUGCCGGCGCCGGACAUCUCAUUGAGAACAAAGUGAUGGGCGGUUGGCCUUCAGUUUUCUACAUAUCUGGUGUUGUGGCGAUAUUAUGUGAUCACAUCGAGUCCAAGUACCCACUCUUGGAUAACAGACAGUGA